This is a messenger RNA of Xyrichtys novacula (pearly razorfish), 14414 nucleotides long. The record is from the annotation of a GenBank genome assembly. NCBI's taxonomy places the organism in Eukaryota, Metazoa, Chordata, Actinopteri, Labriformes, Labridae.
AUGUCGUCGCCGCCGAAGGAGAAAAUGGAAACCAAAGGAGGACAUCCCCCCGCAGGUAAAGCGCAUUUAUGCUUCUGUGUUGUUGUUUUUUAAGCUUAGGCCUUUUGUUUCUGCACUGUCCAAGUCCAGAAAUCACAUGAUGGUGGGUGAGUCUUAUGUAAUCCCUACACUUGCAGAUUGACAGUGUGUCUCAGCAGUCAUGGUGCAUAUAAUGUAAUCUGCCACGUUUUCUUCAAUUUCGCACAUUUCCUAACUUCCUGCUUUGUGACAGACCUUGCAACACAAUUUGAUCUGGCUACACUGCAGCACUACAAGGGGAUCAAUAUAGUCUAAUAUAAAGAUUCAGGUUACAAUAGUGCAUUUUCUGCUGGUUAGAUGACGUGGAAGUCAUGGGCUUUGGUCUAGUGGACUGUAAAAAAAAAAGGGGGAGAAAUGAUAAGGUGUACGUGGACCUGAGCUGUGUGGUAGGGCACUGGGCCUCUGCAGCUGCACUGAUAGCACACAAAGAUAACAAGUGCCCCUUACACCCAACCUGUGAUUAGUGGGAGGCACUACAGCAUGUCUGUCUUGUACAAACAUGUCAGUGUCAAUGUCAUGUUAGAGCUGGAUGCCUCACAACUGAGGUCAAAGGUCAGGGUCGACAGACAAAUGGUUUUCCUGCUGCUGUGGAGCAUUCAGGGUUUUGUUGAAGCACACUUAAGCAUGGAAAUUUAUGUAGUUUUUACGGUGGCCGAGAGCCGCCCCUGCUGCAAAUAAAAAAGAAUGCAAAAAAAAGUCACAACAGAAGUUACUGAUGCAAAAAAAAAAAAAGAAAAUAAAGCCUGCUGCAAAUAAAAAAAGAAACGGUGCAGAUAAUUAUUUUAUUUAAAAAGCCACAAUGGAAGUUAAUGACACUAAAAAAGAUGGAUGCAAAUGAAAAAAGGCACAACGGAAGUGAGCUGCCAGGGACCAAUAAUGAUGAUUCACCGGUGUUUAGGCAAUGAAGACGACAGUGAGCAGACAAGCAAAGAAGUUAGUGGAAAGGUUAGUGUUGCAAAUAAAUAAAAAAAAAAGCCACAACCGAAGUUAAUGACACAAAAAAAGUGGUGAUAGAAAAAAAAAGUUACCGAAGACAGUGGUGAGCGACCAGGCAAAAAAGUAAGUGUAAAGGUUAUUGUCUAAUUUCUCUCUUUUUUUUUUUUUUUUUUUUUUAUUGCAUUGCCACAUUUUUUUGCGUCAUUAACUUCCGUUGUGGCUUUUUUUUUUAUUUAUUUAUUUUAUCCGUAAUUCCUCUUUUUUUAUUUGCAGCAGACUUCGGUUUCUUUUUUUUUUCAUCAGUAACUUCCAUUGUGCCUUUUUUUUUUUUUUUUUUUGCAUUCUUUUUUAUUUGCAGCAGUGGCGGUUCUCGGCCACCAUAAGUUUUAACUAAUAACCCCUAAACAUGGUGCUUCAACAGCUAAUCGUAUAUGCUCCUGAAAUAAUCAGCGAGCACAUGUGUGUUUUCCUUUGUCUUGGUGUUUUGCAGUAAAAGCAGGAGGGAUGAGGAUAGUGCAGAAGCACCAAUCGGCUGCUACUCCUGAACCACCACCACCACCAAAAGAUGACGAUGAAGAGGAAUACGUCAGCAGCAGGUACCUCGCCCACACAGUCACAGAGGGAGCACAAACUGGGCCUACUUUGUACAUGUGAUGUCCAAAGGCUAAAAAGGGGGAGGUUCUUGGACAAGAGUCUCUGAUUGUUUUAUUCUUUAUUUCUUGAUAUUAAGUUAACCAAGAGAUUGCAAAACUAAGUUUAAAACAGUUACAGACUGGUGUGAAUGACCACAAGAACUUCAAAGCAACAAACUAUGAGUGCAAAGAAAUUCAGAGUGACAGCAUAUCCAUGUACGAUCAGUGCACGCUUCUUUACACUCUAGUAAGCUCUGGUAUGCAGCACAGCUACUCCUUAGUAUACUUGGAUUUCACCAGUGUACUGAGACUGCUUACCAGUUGCAAGUACUCUUACCCUGUCCUCUACAUAUCACAGUUUAAAUUAACACCUAGAAAAGGUUCCCUGUGCCAAGCUAUGACAUGUUCACGUCUUUUUGUGGCUAUUACAUGACGCUCACAUCUCAUGUCCUUACCCACACCCAUUUUUAGCCUGGUGGAAAAUUGGAUAGGAGCACGCCAUGCAGAGAUGCAGAGGUUUUUCCGUUUGUCUGGCACACCGAGAAAGUUUUUCAACUGAGUGUACAGCAUUUUGUGAAAAUCGGCAUAAUCUUCCAUUUUCUUCAAACUUUUUUGGGCUUUUGUUGUUGAGAUUAGAAAUUGAUCCUUCGACCUGUGCAAUGAGGGUAUAACCUCCUCACCUGCCUCAACUGCAAGGCAUUAUCUGUUAGUAUCUUUUAUUAACUGUGAAAAGUGUCUAAGCAAAUGAGGUGAGUACUGACACUCCCCCUUUUUUUCACUCAAACCAUUAUGUGAAAAAGUUACUUAAAGCUCCUGUGAGGAGUUUUUUGACAUUCAUGGAAUCAGACGAAAUUUAUAUUGAUGCCUUUUUAUGGCAUACAAAAGCGAAAAAGAACAUCAGCAAUAGCGAAGAUGGUUUUUAUGCUGUAAUUUUUAAAUACCUGAAACUAGUGUGAGAGGGUAGGUGUCAGCUGAGCCAAACAGCUGUUUCUACAUUUUCCCCAUUUGACAUCUAAGAAAAAUUUUAAAAAACCACAUGUUUGAGAACAAAAAUAGUUUAUUAGAUGACACUGCUUAAGCAUUCAGGGAACAAAUAAGCAAAGACUCAUUGAUAUUAAUCAAAUGUUCCCCACAGGAGCUUUAAUAAAGUAAUCACAAUAAAAAAAAAAAACAUUUAAAAAAUGUGGCAAAAAUGUGAAAUAGCCAAGACAGAAAAAAGACUUUUCUGCUUUUUGUGUAUUUUUAAGUCAAAGUUGCUAUGUGUACAGCAUGCUGCUUGUAUCAGUUAACAUGUCAUUAACUAUACAUCUAUAUUAAUCCUGUAGUCUGGCAAGCCUCUCAGAAUUUCAAAAUUCUACAAAAUUGUGAAUUUUAAUUUGGAACUUUCUUAUUAUGAUUAUAUAGGGAGUGUAAAGAGUAUGAUUGCAUGUUGUUUUGGACACAGCCAGAGUCUUGUUAGAGAAAGUAGGAGACCUUGUCGUGUCCGUGUCCAGGGACCCAUUAUCUCAUUAUCCUUCUGAACAAACAAAACAAUUCAGUACAUGCAGUUGAGAGAUAAAACUACUACAGCGCCGUGCAACUUAUUUGUAAGUGGACAAUUACACUCAUGCACACACAUGUUAUUUGCAAAUUGUCAGCUAAACUGCUGGCAUGUUUUGCAACAGGCAUGUUGUGUACUACUACAGCAAGCUAAUUGGAUAAGCAGCAUAAUUGCUGCAUAAUUACAACAUUACCUCAAACAGUCCAUUCAGCAACCAUUAUUUUAGUGGUUUUGUUCACACGUUUUGCAUCAGAUUGACUCUCCGAGGAAACGAUGAUUGUUCAGUUUCAUACUCGCAUGUUUGCUCUAAUGUGCUGUUUGCACAUUAUGAGGUCUUCUGCGAUGGACGUGGUGCUUAUUUUCAGAGUAAUGGUGUGCGCAUGUGUCUGCCUCUGCACCCACAUAUGUCUAGUCAAUAUUCAUGAGGACCCGUCAGCCAUGUGCAUAUCAGUACAGGUGGCAUAUUCACACCACAUAUCAGUUUGUGUGUGUGUGACUGUGUGCUAAUGAGAGAUGAAAAAUGAGAGCUGACAAGCCGUGCAUAGCAGCGAGCAGGGUUCAAGAACAUCGCCAGCCAUCAAGAAAUUUAGUACGCUUGUAUUUAUACAUGCAACCUCGAACACUCGCUGAAUUAAAUAUUACAUGUUCUUCAGUGACUCUUCUUGUUGUUGAAGUCUUUUCCUGUAAUUCAAAGCAAGAAUAGCAUCAAGCCCAUCAGUGCUGAUAAGUCAUUUUGUUUUUCCCUGCUCCCCUUUGUGCCGAGAUGAGUGGUAAUAAUAGCAUUAAAGUGAAAAGUGAGGCCAAGUUGAUAGCAGAGGUAUAAAAAGAAACAUGCAAGCUUGGCUUACAUCUGAAGGCUGAAGGCCUGCCCGAAAAAGAAAGAGUAUUCUGUUGAUAUUAAAGUGUCUCCAGUUUCACUUCUGUUGGACGUUGAUCAGGGUGUGACCUGCCUGUUGUGAAUGAACUUCCUUAUUUAGUUUUGCAGUGCUGUAAGAUAUUUAAUCUUUUUAAGGCAUAACUGAGGAAGUAACUGGUGCUGCUACUUGGGACAAUUUCUCAACUGUGGGAAUAAGGCUGUUAACACUGAAAUUAAUACUACUUUUUAUUUAUAACCUUUAAAAGUAAAUAGGAACCAAACAAGGCAUUAGAUGGGACAUCGUCAAAACAGUGUCAAAAGUUUUACUUAACACAAAUAAAAUCAGGAUUAGUUAAAAAAAAGAAGACAAACCUUAUUAACCCCUAAAGGAAAAUUUAUUUAUUUUAAUCACAUAAAUGGGGACUAAACCUGCACAUGCACGAAACAGGAUCCUUUAAAUGUGCACUGAGAGAUACUGUCAGACAAAGAGGGUUGCACACAAGCAAAUGCCCAAACAGUUGGUGGUUUGGUUUCUUACACUUUUAAAAUGACCAAUAAUUAAACUUGCACGCCUACAGCGACCAGUUUGAAUUUGAGCCAAAUUUUGGCCUGUACCAGGACCUGACUCUCAGGUUUCUUAAGCCAAGUCCCUACAAACUGAGAUACUGACAUCAAAUGCUGCACAGGACAAAGACAUGAGGGCCACACUUAGUCCAUACUCAAACACACUCCUACGGUUGUGUGUUUGUAAGGGGCGACAAACAUGUCACAGAGGUGAUUUGAGGUCACUGUGAACCGGUGGAGCAAGCAGGGCGUAACAGCCCGGUGUGUGCUCGUUUGUGUUUUUGUGACGCUCGAGCUGUUGUGUUUGCAUUCUGUGCCUCUUGCGCUUCAACUUUGCUAAAACAAACUGUAAAAAUCACAGACUGAAAAAAAACUAUGUGACUUCGCCGCAGGGUAAGUGUUGCAAUCGCAGAAAGGCCGGCUAAAUUUGUUACCUUUCGAAUUCAAAGUAGGGUUUUGUGUGAUGAAAUAUCUGUAAAUAUUUCUCGUGCGUAAACUGGCUCAGUGAGGCCACAAAAGCUUGAGAAGUUGCUCACAUCACCCCUUUCCCCGAUACUUCCUUUUUAAAACUUGAAGUCAAAGCAGAGACUGGAGGGAGUUAUUCAACAAAUGAGGCAUUUUUAUCACAGAGGGGAACCGUUGAAAAUCAGCCUUACCUGCUUUGUCAUGAAAUGUUUACCUUAACGGAAAUGUACCCGUCUGAGCAUUCAAAAAGAGCCGCUUAGUAGCUGCCCUCCAUCUGUAAAACAGUCCGUGAAAGUCUCUCACUCACACACAUACACUCUGUCUGUCCCUGUCUGUGUCAUGCUGACGGACGUCUAGCAGGUGGCCACUGGGUAAAUUUCGCAUUAGUAGCAGCCAGUGAAGCGGUGUAGUCAGGGGAACACCUGCCGUACCCAAUCUAGCCGAGAUGGACAGAUGGGGCAAAGAGAGAGAUAGGUGGCCUGGAUUAUGGAGAGGAGGAGGAGGAGGAGGGGGAGAAGAUUAUGGUAUGGAGAGCCUGAGAUGCCAUGCUGAUGUAGAAGAUAGGAAAAAUGAGGUUUGACUCGGUGAGAGAAGGAGGAGACGAGCAGGUAGGGGUGAGAUAGAAACAAGAAAGGGAGGCAUAAGCCAGAGCAAACUGGUGACCCAGCAGAGGCUUCCUGCCCACUUACUGUCAGCAGAAUAUUUUUCAAACCAGGAAUAAAUCUUAUAUUUUUUUCCCUUCUGUGUAAAAAUGUGAUGUCAGCAGCCGGUGUCGGAAAAGACGGAGAGAAGGCGAUGUAGCGACACAACUUAAAAAGACACAUGGGAAUUAGUAUGUUGAUUCUUGUUAGUGUGCUUUAUGUACUGCCAACACAUCUUUUGGAUGGCACUGCCAGCAUAAUGUGCGUACGCUUCAUGAUUAUAGGCUUCAUGUCAGCUGCACUGUCACGUCUCCUCCAUGUUUUCGGUGAGAGGUGGAUCUGUUUCACAGCCCCGGAAAAAAAAAAAGCGGGUGGUGCUGCGCGCGUACGCUCGACUUCAUCCCUUUUUGUUGCGCGCGCACACGGUAUGUAGGAACUGUUGCGAAAUGUGCAGUAAGCUGACAGCUCUUGGUAAAAAGUUGAGAAGAGAGGGAGAGGAAAAGAGGAGGAGGUGGAGGAGGAGGAGGAGAGAUGGGCAACAGGCAUCAGUUCCUAUAGCAACCAUCACCUCGCCUACGGCAACAAACUUCCUGCUCUGCUGAAGCAAAGAUAGAUGGGUGGGGUGUUGUUGGUCGUGGUGGUGAGGUGUGGCCGGAGAGCUCAAGCCCAGAAAAAAAACAGAAUCAAAAAUAUGAAUACAAAACUCUACAUCUGACUUAUGAGGAAAUCUGUAUCUGUUUCUCUAUCCCUCUUUUUCUCCCUCAACCGUCUCCUUCCCUACUCUUCUCCUCUUCUCUCGUGGCACAAAGCGUCUCCUCCCCAGGAUUCCUCACAGCUUUCUACUGCCCCCUGCAGGCUCCUUCACCCACCUUAUCCCACCUCCGUGUUAUUUUAGGUUUCCAUCUCUCUCUCCGUGACCUUCUCUUGGUAUCUCCUUCCAUCUUCCCAUACCGAUAAAUAGAUGAAAGGUGUCAGUUGCAUAAUCUUGCAACAAAAGCUUUUGUUCGCGAUCCAGAUGAAGAUAUCACGGCCUGCAGUCGAGUGUGAUUAAGAGGUCUCAGACAGAGGGACUUGUGUCUGUUAGCGAAGCGUGGCUAAAACCUGUCAUUCAGUCGACAAAAGAUGACAGAUAUUUUUAUCUGCAUGGCAGGUGAAAAGGCGAAAGUUUCUGUUAUCUCUCUGACUAAAAAGAGAAGUUUUUCCUCUGUUUGAAGGAGUCGGAUGCUUGUUAGCUGUCUCCCUGACAAGGUAACAGCCCUCACUUCUACCUGUCUGCACAGUCAUGUCUUAUCCAUCUGUCUUCUGUCUCUGUGCCCUUUAUAUCCAAUCCGAGCAACAGCAGGCGAAAUUUGAUGCUUACAUGCCUCAAAUGCAAUGCUGACUUUUCUCUUCUUCUUUCCAAUAUUUCUGGAGUUUUCUUCAGAUGACACAAAAGAGGAAUGUGACAAGCCAGUAUGAGGUGAACAGCAGCCCACACUGUGUCAGGAUGAAAGUGGAUAUCCAACAGAGCAUUGUUUAUUCGCCUCAUCCCCGCUACCUUAGCUGCUGCUAAAAAAUUGAACAUAUGUGCUGCAUGCAUGCUGUCAAAACUUGAUGUUUAGACUUGAAAGAAAUGAUUGAAAAAGGAGUAAACCUGUUAGCUUAUCAUUCUAGCUCACCGUUUUCUGCCUCACCGUGUGAGUUUAAUGAUAGCUGAUACUUCUUCAGUGCAGCAUGGCAGCCAGCCAGAUGUGUUUAAGAUUAAAGUUCAGCCGACAGGUGCUCGCACACUAGCUGACAUGAUGAAACUCUUGUUAGCAUUUGUCACAGCUGAGGGGUUUUUUUUUGUUUGUUUUCUUCAUCUGGUGCCAGCCAAACGCACACUGAGAUAACCCUGUUUUUUCAUUAUUUCUGCUUUUAAGACGAAUGUUAGUGGAAAGUUCGCAAAUCGAAAUGGGAAACACUCGCUGGGCUGUUAAUAUGCAAUAUUUUGGUUAAUUGACUUGCUAAUGGAGAGUUUCUCAGCCUCAUAUUUUGACAUAUGGCAGGUGAGGACUAAUCAAAGCAGCUCAAUAUAUCCAGGCAUCAGUUUAAAAACAGGUGUAAAUAUUCUCAUUAGGAUAGGAGGCGGGGGGCUCUUAAGCACCAAGAUGUUGACUGCAGAGGCAGAUGUGGUGAGAAUACAGAACUGCUGACUGAUCAAAAUCAAAAGUUGUGGACGGAUCAUAAAAUAUUCAAAAGACACAAACAGAUGUUUCCAAUAUUAUGUUUCUGACUAGGGCCCAAACGAUAUGGAUACCGAUUAUUAGAGGGGGAAAAAAUCUGAUUACCGAUUAAAAUUACCGGCUAAAAAAAUAUAUCAUAUACUGUAGAUAUCUAUAGUAUACUAUCUACUGUAGGCUAUUGCUUUUCACGCUGACAGGAAGACUGACUGAUCAAACUCGGACAAGAAAAGCGUUUUCAACCUCGCCGCCGCUGAUCGGUGCCUCCGCGUCUUAACUCACGUUACAUAUUUCUGGUCCGGUCUCAUCUGGAGACAUGCAGCUGCCUCGGAAAGAGAAGUAGCUCGAUCACGUAAUGUGUACUGUUGUUUAUUCUACCGUUACUGGCACGCCUAACAGUGUAGCAAGGCUAAUAGCAGAUGGCUAAUUCUAACUUUAGCUUGCAUGUUACAUGGUGCUUCACUGUUAACUCUGCGUGACCGAGACCAGCACAGCGGGGAACAUCGUGAAGUGGGUUGAACUGAAACUAGUUGACUUAUUGUAUAUUUAACAAGCUGGUUUAUUUACCGUUGAGGUGGACCACUCUCCUCCGUGCGUCCCUGAGCUAACUGCUUCAGAUCCGUCACUCUGCUGUGCUGUGAGGUAGUUAGCGGAUGAAGAUUGUCAUGAGGUCGCUGCGCCAUCUACGGGAUAAGUUGAGGAACUUUUUAAAUGGCGGAACAUUUUAGAAGUGAAACCGAAUCUUAUUCUCCCCAUUUUAUUUCUGAAAAUAUCGGCAAAAAUCUGCAAGUUUCGGACGAUUACAAAUAGUCUCAAAUGGGCUAAUAUUGGCCGAUUUUAUCAGCUUGACGAUAAUCGGUCGGGCCCUAUUUCUGACUGCUGAUACUAAUGCACAUAGUUUUCCCAUUAUAAACAAGGAUUUUAGUGUUAAACUGUUGGUGCUGAGGAAUAGCUCAAAGGGUGGCAGCCACGUGAAAGUGAAGUGGUGGUUUUUUUGAUCAAAUAUGCGUUUAGACACCCAAAAAAUAAAACAAAAAUUCUUGUUGUUUUGGCUCCUCGAGGAGUAGGGAAACCAAAAAGCAAACAAAAAAACUGUAUGAUUUGACCCUGUGUGUAGAGACGCAUCCAAUACUCUAAAUUUAGGGCUCAGGUGGCCGUGCUUAGCCUGGAGCAUGUGGAAAGGCACACCCUUCCUAAUAAGUUGAGGAUAAGUUAAACAAGCGUACUGCGGUGGCUAAUGUCUUUGAGUUGAGUUUUGAAGGUGGUUACCACAACUGUACGCUUUUGCCGCGGGUGACGAUGCCGUAAAUUUAGACGGCGCUCGUUUGUCAUGUCAAGGUCGAUACUUCCCUCAGGUUCCGCAUUCCUCCUCCUCAUCUUUUUCUCUGCCUCCAUCCUUUCUCCUCUCUCUGUGUCUGAGUGAGCGCUGGCCUCCCUCUCCCCUUCUCUCUCCCUCUAUGUUCAGUCUAUUAUUAUAUAGGUAUUUUGCGCCUGUCCGCCUUGCUCUUUCGCCUCCUUUCGCCUCUCUUCCUCCUCCUCCUGACCUGCCUUUCCCCUCCUCGUACCCUUUCAUCCUUACACUCUCUUACUCUCUCCAUUUCUCCUCCUUUCCAAAUCCUAUUCUUUAUCAUCAUCCUCCUCUUUAGCUCUCUUUUCCUCUCCAAGCUUCAUCUUUCUCCCUCCCUGCCUACCUCUCUCCUCUCAUGCUUUCCAUCCAGAAGCUGUGAGCCCCAGUGUUUGGCCAGGAUGAAUGGGAGCUAUUUAAGCUGCUGGCAGGUCCAUCCGGUUUGUGUGUAUGUGUGUGUGAGAGAAAAAGAGAGAGAGAGAGAGAAGGACUGUGGGUGUUUUGUGUUUUAACAACUUGGGAUGUUCGAAAUUGGCUCGAUUUCGCUUUUGGAGGUUCUGAAGUAACCAGAUAAAUAAACGUUUGUAAAUGGUGCCAUGCUAAGUGCAGCAAACUGCACCCUCAACCUGCGAACUACAUGAUUUAUUUACACACAACCCCCCUCAUAACAGCACGGGACUCACACACUGCUUGCCGAGUUGUAUAUUAUUCUGAAAAUAAUUCUUCGUUUUCUGUGCUUUCUCUUUUUGUCCUCUCUAGUCCACCAAAGGUCCCCGUGGUUGUGUCUGGAGUGGUAACAAAGGUAAGGCGCACACAAACACAUUCAGAUGCACACAUAUAAGCAGACCGCCAGGAGUGUUGGAAUAAAUGGUAUAUGAUGAUUUAUAUCUGGGACAUGAGCUCUACAGGGAGAGGUAGAAGCUUGGUGGUGAGAUAGAACUAGAAAGAAGAGGGAAUAACAGGGGCAGACAAAGCCCAGCAGUGAGUCUGUGGAGUGCCAAACAGGAGGAGAGCUAACUUUUAUGUAAGGGAUAAUGACAGGCACUGAGCAGGGUGUUAUCUACUCUUUACUUAGGGAUUCAAAUUCACAUAACCACCCACUCACUAUACAUCAAUCUCCCGGUUACCAGCUAAAGUUAGCACAAAACGUUGAUUAUCCAGAUAAGAAAAAGAGCCCCUCUGAUUCGUUUGAAGGUAAUGAUACCAUGGCAACAGAUUUUCUUCCUCCUCCUUACAGGGACAUUUAACUGAACUUUUCAAAUCACCGUUAAUGGCAGUGUGAAGAUUUUUUCACUUGCUGAGAAACAGACUGAAGCUGAUACCUGAUGGCUCUCCAGGACCUUCAGAAGCAAAAAACCAUCAGCAGCAGAGCUGAUCAUUUUUCUGAAAGCUUGAAAUGGAAAUUUUUUUCACACUGAAAGGUUUCACUGUGAAAGGACAACAGCAGGAUUUUCUUGUCUCAAAAUGCAGCUUUUCAUAUGUACCAGGCAUUCGACAGGUAUCAUUUUGGCCACAGGGGGCGCCAGGACCAACACAAACAAAAAGUUCCUCAUAGCAGUUUUAAAUUAAAGAUUAACCUGCUAAUUUGCCAUCAAUUACAUUAAACUGAACUUUCCAUUAAAAGUAACCAGACAGGUCGAGACUCCUGUCCUGUCUCUCUAUUGGACAGGAUGUUGCUCCUCCUUUUUUCUGCUGUUUGAUUUAACAUAACAUAUAGCAGAAUUGAAUAAUUAAUACAGUGGGCAAAUAGAUAUCAAUAUCUUUGCUUUACACAUCAGAGGUUCAAACAUUGAGCAUAUGAAGUGGUCUAUCUUGGAUCAAGAAAAGAAAAGUUUUUCAUGUUUGAGGUUUUAUUUUUUGGAAUAACUUUUCAUCACUGCAGCCCACAUUUAAGUUACAAAGGUGAGCAUGUAUACAAGUAUAGAAUAAAAACUUUAAGUUUCACAUUAGUGGCAGGGCAAUUUAUUGUUAAAAUGUUCUAUGACAUAGGAUUUUGUUUGUUUGUUUGUGUAACAGCCUUGACCUGCCUCUUUGAAAAGUGGGUCAAAGCCUGCGACGAGCCAUAUUUGUGAUAUUCUCUUUGACCGUACGCCAUUGAUUCAGUGUGAGAGAGUACAGAUGUGUGUUUGUGUGGGAAAAAGUGUCCUUGAGUCUGUGGAUGGCUCCGUUCCCUGCCUGUCAGAGCAGGUAGAUUGUUUGUGGAAGAUUGCAGUGAUAUCAGCAAGGUGGCAGACAUCCCAUUUAUCCCCCGAUCCUCCUCUAGCCUUUCCAUUCGCCCCCUAUCUGCUGCCAUCACACCCAGAGGCUAGCACUGCACAAAGCUGUAGAAAAGCCUUUUAGAAGCUGAGUGAAACACUUCACUGUGUGUGUGUGUCUGUUUGUGGAGUUGGUGACCUGCUGGGAUUUUUUUUUAAUGUAAAAAAUAAGACCUUUCCUGGCAUCGUAUUUUGAUAUCUGGCCUCUUUUCUCGCCACAAUGACUUUCUCAAGUGAUUGUCUUGUAAAAACUAUUUGACCCAAGUUACUCAAGUUGGCCUUCUAAAUCCAGGUGGCUGAAGAAAAACUCUGAAGUAAAAGAUGAAGUUAUUUUAGGUUACACAAAUAUGCAAAGUUUUGUAACGUGCGAAACUUUUAAAGGGAUAGUUUGGUGUUUUUUGGUUUGGUCGCUUAAGUGUAUUACCCUCAGUCAGCUUACCCCUUUUGUUGGGAAACCAUCAGGAGCACUGGCACAGAGGCUGGGCUGCAGAUGGAGCCAACCUUUCUAUAUGAUUAGCAUAUUUUAAAUUAGUUCAAGACAUUUAAUAGUGAUGACAGUAUGAAUUAACAUUUAAUGUGGACAAUUAUCUUUAGGUUUGUUGUUGAAAAGCAUAAUUUUUUUUGCACUAUUACAGGCACAGCAUAUACUGUAUGUUAAUCCGAGUGUACUGAGUCAACUUGUCUUAUACCAAGUACACAGUAUACUGUGAAUUUGGAUACUGAUGCAUCUCAUUUUGAUAUAAUACUCAGGAGAGUGAGACCAAUGGGCAGAUUGAUGGUAUUUUGACAUAAUCGUUUUUGUAUACCAUGGGUUGUGUCAUCAUGCAGUUAAAAAAGAGGGGCAAAAACUCACCUUGAAGACUUGCAUCCACUUGUGAUUUCAGUUUUUAUGAAUAAGCUCCUGAAAAUAAAAAUAAAAAAGCGGGUUAAACCGCGGCAUCCAGUGAGGCAGGCAUGGUGCGUGAUGCAGACUGCAGCUGCGUGUUAGCUGCUUGUAUCCUUUGAAUCAAAAAGCCCAUGAAAAGGUGUUGUUAACAAUUCCCACUGACACAGUUUGCAGGCAUGGGAUCACAGUUUACACACCUGCACCACCAGAUUACCUGAAAUCUCUCAGCACAGGAAUUUCUCCUUCUUCUCAUUCGGCCUGUGAAGUCUUGUUCUGUAUCUGCAAAAAAGGCAUGUUGGUCAUUCAUGAAUUGAAGUCUCUCGAUUUGUGUCUGAAAAAAGUGCUAAAAUAUGCUACACUUUCAUUAAUGGUUGGGUCAUACUUUCCUUAAAACUGGCUUAAAUCAUAUUGUAGAGUUGACCCAUUUGCAGCAGUUAAGAGUUUAGCUCCUGUGUUGGCUCAUCAUUGAUUCAGGCAGACCAUCACAAAGGAUGAAAAGAAACCAAAAAUCUAACGUUUCUUUUCAUCUUUAUUAAAAUAUUACGUAACGGUGAAAAACAUUCAGCAUGUUAGUGUCUUGAAACAGACUCGAACAACGCAUAUUUUUCAGCUACCUAUGCACCCUCAGAAGUUUUUCAAGGAAAAUGAGUCAUAUGGUGAAAAGAGAAUAAAUUACAUUUACUUCUCUGAAUGGGGAAAAGUGAGAGCUGGAAACAUGUCUUGCCAAUCACAGUGACUUCUUUUCGCACAGUGGCGCUGUUAAUACAGUUAAUUUGUUGCUUUCCAGCUCAUACCUCUGCUUCAAUAGGACAGCGAUAGAGGAGACAGAAGCUCCGAGCUUCACAAGAGAGAAGAAGGCCAAUUGGAGGUCAAAUCCAUCCACAUCCCAGGCUGCUAGCUGGGGAAUUGGCUUUAAAUGAAAGGAACACACACACACAGAUUUACACACUUAUACACACUGUAGCUGUUUGGUCCCACCUACACACAUGCAAGGAAAUUGAGUGUGCGUACAGUAUAAAUCAACACACAUACAGUACACGGAGGAUUCGGGUCAAGCAAGGAUGGAGUGGGCGAGUGGGUUCAGCAGAUUGUUCAGAUUGUGUGUGCAUGUGGGCAUGUUUGUUUGUGUUUUGUGUUGUUGUGAUUUAAUUAGUCAUAAAACUAAGUCAACAGAAUCAUUCUUAGGUCAGAGGAAAUGUAGGAACGGUGUAUUUUCUUGUUUUGUUUUUGAUGGGGUGCUAACAUCCACACACAGACAAAAGGAGAGGAAGCAUGUUAAAACACAGCAUUUAAGGUUAAAAUAGAAACCUUUUCAUAUUCAUCCACUUAAGCAUGCAUACAUUCAUGUAAUCUGUGUUAAACGCCUCAUUUUCAUGAAUGUGCUGUAAGCAGUGGGUUUCCCAGCUGCCACGAAAGGAGCACAGACUGGUGAAUGUAAAAGAGGAAGGAGGGAAAAGAUGCAAAUAAAGCAAAUAAGGAAGGCUUUUAUAUGUCGCAUUGUUUAUGGGUCUUUGAAUUUAGAUAAGAGAUUGAGCUUGUGGAGCAGAAAAGAACUGAGAUGAGCCCUCUUUACUUCAUUUGAGUCGUGCACUUUGGGGAUUUAGUCGCCGUAAUUAUGAUUAUCAGAGUGGAAGGGUUUAAAAAUGGGCUGUGAAGUAGGCGUAAUGUUUAUGUUUACCAACACAAACAUGAACCACAAAAUUAUCAAUAUUACUGAAUGUGACAACUGUCCAACUGAAACCUUUCCACUCUCUUGCACCAACUGUGUUUGAACACUUUUAUCUCGUCUGUAGUGGCUCACUGUGAUUGCUGGUAACAACAAAGAAGGCCCUGAUUUUUUUAGUGAUUUCUUUUCAAUUGAAUUUAAUUGACUUGUUUUUUUUUUUUGUCUUCAGGGUGAUAAAGACUUCACCCCUGCAGCUGCCCAGGUGGCCCACCAGAAGCCGCAGCCUGGUGUCCCAAAGCUGCCCUCAGUCCAGCAUAUCAACCACCAAAUCCACCAGCCCCGCAAGUGA